AUGGAGGCUGGGAUACUGAAUGACCCAUACUACCGUAAGAAUGGACGAAGUUUAAACAUUGGGGCGGGAGAGGAGACUGGCAAUACAAUAGAAACGUUUGAAGUACCGAGUGAUGUUUUACAAAUGGACAAAAUCCUCUUGUUUUGUGAGGGACUGGACACGAUAGCGACAGUGACCAUCAAUGACAAAUGGUUGGAAAAUCUGACAAUAUGUUUGUUAGAUAUAUCUUUGAUAAUCAAACCAGCUCUCAAGGAAAUGAAUACUAUUACUGUAGACUUCACAUCACCUGUAAGUUAUGGACUGGAGAGAGCAGGGUCUACUGAGUACAAUAUUCCACCUGACUGCCCGCCAUAUUAUUUCCAUGGUGAAUGUCACAGAAACAUGGUGAGAAAGAUGCAGUGUGCUUUUAGCUGGGACUGGGGACCAGCAUUCGUCACCAUGGGAAUCUGGGACCCUCCGUGCCGCCGAGCAGUUAAGGUCGCCGACUUCAAGUCGCUUUCCCCUUAUCGCUACAACGAUGUUUGGAGAUUACAUGUGGAUGUAUUUACGCGAAAUAGUGACAAUAUCGGCGGGAAAGGAAUCUUAGAGUUGACACUUGAAGAUACUGAUGUUAGUUUAGUGAGAAAAGCGAAACUGAACGGUGGCUCUCAGAAAUUGACAGCAGAGUUUGAUAUUCCAAAGAAAACAGGAAUCAUUGCCUGGUGGCCGAGAGGAUAUGGUCCACAGACUUUGUACAAUUUAUCAGUCGCACUGAAAACCGAACUUGGAAUUCUUCUAUCAGAGAAGACUGUAAGAUUCGGAUUUAGAACCGUUAAGCUUGUGCAGGAACCGAUUUCAGCUCGAGAACGUGACGGACUUUCAUUUUAUUUUCGCAUAAACGACCAUCCAAUAUUCCUAAAAGGUUCAAACUGGGUACCAGCAGACAGCUUUCCGGAACGAGUUACCAAGGCUAGAAUCAGGAACUACUUACAGUCAGCAGUUGACGCAAACAUGAACUGUCUGCGAGUAUGGGGUGGUGGUAUUUAUGAAACGGAUUACUUUUAUGAUUUGGCGGAUGAAUAUGGCAUCUUAAUUUGGCAAGAUUUCAUGUUUGCAUGUGCAUUGUACCCGGCAAAUGAAGAGUUCCUGUCAUCGGUGAGAGAGGAAGUUACUUAUCAGAUUAUACGACUGAAAAAUCACCCAUCGGUAUUCGUCUACAGUGGAAAUAAUGAGAACGAAGUAGCCAUCACUGGAGGCUGGUGGCCAGGUGUAUUUAGAAAUCAGAAAUUAAUGUCAGACUAUGUGAAGCUUUACAUAAACACAAUUCAAGACAUUGUUAAAGAAGAUGAUCCAACGAGACCGUUUUUGAUUUCGAGUCCCAGUAACGGCGUACGUACAGUUAUGGAUGGUGGUAUAUCUAAUACAGACCCAGGGGGUGUAUUGUAUGGUGACAUUCAUGACUAUCAAUACACACAACCUUUCUUCGACGAUAUGACAUACAAAGUACCAAGAAUGGCAUCGGAAUAUGGUCUCCAAUCAUUUCCUAGCUUAGAGUCAUUGGAUGAAGUGUAUGAUAAACGAGAUCUUUUCUACGAGUCAGACCUAAAUGACUACAGGCAACACCAUGCUGGCGGAAAUCUUCAGAUGCAGCACCUUAUAACCAUGUAUAUGUUGCCUCCAGAAAGCAGUGUUCCACAUCAAAGGUUUGAGGAUAUAAUCUACUGUACACAGAUUGUGCAAGCAAUUGCUAUGCGAACGGAGACGGAACAUUAUCGGCGAUGGCAAAGUGAAGUCAAUCUAUACGGCGAGGGAAAGACAAUGGGCGCAAUGUACUGGAUGUUUGCCGACAUCUGGCAAGCUCCCUCUUGGUCUUCUAUCGAAUACGGAGGUAAAUGGAAAAUGUUGCAUUACUACGCAUACCACUUCUUCUCACCUGUUUUAAUUUCACCGUAUGUGAGCAGAGACAAGUUACAAGUGUACGUUGUUGUUGAUGAACUACCGAAGUUUCAGCGCACAUAUCUUCUGGAUGGCAAAACAUUUUCACAGAAAAACAGCAAAUUUGGCACAUUUUCAAGUUCGUGGAAGCACAUACUGUUAGAUCUUCUAAAGGAUAAUUUAGAAGGAAGUAAUGAGGCACUGUUGUUAUUGUCUGGUACUGUUUACCUGCGUGUAUACUCCUGGGACAACAUGGAGCCAAAGCAUACAGAAGAAAUAGCUUUUGAGCUGUAUAAACCUGCCGAACAAGUUUAUGAAGAAUCUGUGGCAAAUCUUGUCUGGAAAGCCGAUUGUGGUGCACCAGAACAUUGUUUCAUUGUUCUGUAUAUCGGCGACCUCAAUAAUGGACUUUCCACGUGGUAUCCCUUGACAACAUUUAAGAAAUCGAAAGGUUUAAGAGUACCAAAUAUGAAGGUUGACCAGAUUAUGGAAUCAGAAGACAGAGACACAUUUGAAAUACAUCUUAUAACGGACGCCAUCGCUCCGUUUGUUUGGCUGGAAGCUUACAGCAUAAAAGGAAGGUUUUCAGAUAACGGAUUUCUAAUGUUCCAAGCAGAGAAAACCAUUGUGUUUUAUGCGUGGGAAAGUACAGAUGUGGAUACGCUAAAAGAUAUUAUUUCUGUUAAAUCUCUUAUGGAUAUCUACAACUGA
This is a messenger RNA of Mercenaria mercenaria, 2625 nucleotides long. Its product is annotated as beta-mannosidase-like. The record is from RefSeq and is a predicted model, not a curated record. The transcript is spliced from 17 exons. NCBI's taxonomy places the organism in Eukaryota, Metazoa, Mollusca, Bivalvia, Venerida, Veneridae. Gene Ontology annotation, molecular function: beta-mannosidase activity. Gene Ontology annotation, biological process: glycoprotein catabolic process; carbohydrate metabolic process. The coding region runs from base 1 to 2625 and encodes 874 amino acids.